Messenger RNA from Oryza sativa Japonica Group (Japanese rice), 1818 nucleotides. RefSeq lists its product as uncharacterized. The record is from RefSeq and is a predicted model, not a curated record. Gene Ontology annotation, molecular function: protein binding. Lineage: Eukaryota; Viridiplantae; Streptophyta; Magnoliopsida; Poales; Poaceae.
GCGCCUGCGCGCCCUCAGGACCAAAGGCCGAAGCCGCUCGCGCGCGCUCACUCGAUCGACCAGUCGCGCGCGCGACGAGAGGGAGAGCGACGCGGCGCCGAACCGGCUAGCUCUCGUAGGCACAAAAGCCCAAACACGUUGCUUCUGCAGUAGCUAGUGUGCCGUGCCCGUGAUCGGAGAUGGCAGGCUCGUUGUCUGCCGCGCUGUGCCUCACUCUCUUCUGCUUGCUGGGGGCAUGCAUUGCGCCCGGGGCGCGUGCUAACGGCCGGCACAGCCGGCGGGACCUCGACAUCAACCUCGGCAACGGCAACGGCGGGGGCAUCAGCAUCGGCAUAGGAGGAAGUGGUGGUGGUGGUGGUGGUGGCUCCAGUGGUGGCUCCAGCGGCGGCGGCGGCGAUCUGCGGCCGUGCGACUUCGAGAACGAGCGGCUGUACAAGGCGUACAAGGUGAUCCAGAAGUUCAGGAGGACGGUGACGUGCGACCCGCAGAACAUCAUCUCCUCCUGGAGCGGCGCCGACCUGUGCAGCACCUACAAGGGGUUCUUCUGCGAGCGGCCGCCCAACAUCACCGACCGGACCAUCGCCUCCGUCGACUUCAACGGCUACAACCUGCAGGCGUCGUCGCUGAAGGAGUUCGUGGACGCCCUCCCGGACCUGGCGCUGUUCCACGCCAACAGCAACAACUUCGGCGGCGCCGUGCCGGACCUCAGCCGGCUGCAGUACUUCUACGAGCUCGACCUGAGCAACAACAAGCUGUCGCCCGCCACGUUCCCGACGGACGUGCUCAAGCUGAAGAACGCCACCUUCGUCGACAUCCGCUUCAACAGCUUCUACGGCGAGCUCCCCGGCGGCGUCUUCUGCUCGUUCCCGCAGGUGCAGGCCAUCUUCGUCAACAACAACCAGUUCUCCGGCAGCCUGCCCGACAACAUCGGCGACUCGCCGGUGAACUACCUCUCCCUCGCCAACAACAACUUCACGGGGGAGAUCCCCAAGUCGAUCGCGCGCAUGGCCAACACGCUCUUCGAGGUGCUGUUCCUCAACAACAAGCUCAGCGGCUGCCUCCCCUACGAGCUCGGCCUGCUCGCCAAGGCCACCGUCAUCGACGCCGGCACCAACCAGCUCACCGGCCCGAUCCCGGCGUCGUUCGCGUGCCUGCGCAAGGUGGAGCAGCUCAACCUGGCGGACAACCUCCUCUACGGCGAGGUGCCCAACGCGCUGUGCGAGCUCGCCUUCUCGUGGUCGGGCCGCCUCAGGAACCUCACGCUCUCCAACAACUACUUCACGUCGCUCGGCUCCUGCUGCUGGGACCUGAUCAAGGAGGGGAAGCUCAACGUCGACCGCAACUGCAUCCCGUACGCGCCCAACCAGCGGUCGCACGACGAGUGCGCCGCCUUCUUCCACCGGACCAAGACCUCCGCGUGCCCCUGCAACACCUACGUGCCGUGUGGCCACAACAAGCACUCCGCCGCCGGCGCCGGCAGCGAGCAGGACACGGCGGCGGCGGAGGAGGACAAGUACAGGACUUACUCGGCGCUGCAUCCAUGAGCGCGAGAAGGAAGGGCAAAAGCACUGUGCUUCUCGUGAACGUGACACGAUUAUUGAUUGAUUCGGUUGCUCUUGGCUGGUUGUGUUAAUUGAUGUGUUGUGUCUACUUUUUUGUUACUUUUGUUUCCUUUCUCAUCCACUGUUACGUACGGCCAACUUAGUUUCACAUAUAUCUGCAUGUUUAGGUAAGGUAAUGGAGAUUUUAUUUUGAUGAACCACAGAAGCUUGUAAUAAUUCAGAUCACCAUGAAAGAUCAGCUUUAAAUUUCCCUGCA